AUGAGAAUUGAGAUGCUCCACUCUGUGUCGUGUCGCGAGUUUCAAGCCUGUGCUUUCACCUCUAUCGCUUUCAAGGACCGAGAAGAGCUACAAUCCAGUGGGGCACUGUUACCCCCAAGCGAGGAUUUACGUGACCUUCUUCUGCAGUCUUAUCUACGAUGGGUGCAUCCUCUCAUUCCUGUUCUCGAGAUCUCACAUCUCUUUCAAAGACUGCUUGACAAUGACGACCGCCAAUUCCCUCACCCACUUCUGUACCAAGCUAUCCUAUAUGCGGGAAGCUCCUACAUGGACCCUCUUGAACUACAGGCAGCGGGCCAUCCAAGUAGAGAUACUAUCGGAAGGGCCAUACGUAGAAGGGCGAGAAUGUUAUACAAUUUUUCGAUCGAGCGCAAUCCAAUUUUCAUGACCCAAGCACUCAUCUUGCUGAGUAUCCGGGAAAACCUAUCCGAAGCUAGUCUUUCAGAGUCCCGAUACUGGAUUCACCAUGCUCUCUCAGUCGCAAUCGACGCAGGCCUCCUGGAUCCAACAGAUGAAAUAGUUAACCAGAAUACAGAGUACCUUUGCACAAUCUCCCCUUCGUUACGUGAGCGACUAGUCUGGUCGUUAUACACCGCUGACCUCACGAUCUCCCUCGCUUUGGAUGCCCCAUUCCAAAUACGACGGCCGCCGAGUCUCAACUGUCAGUUCGUUCCCGACGUGUUUUCAGUAUUCGAUCGAGCCAUGAUCAAUGUUACCUUUUGUGCAACAAGCGAGGGUCCAACUAGCGAGAGCAUCCCGGAGCCACCAUAUCAUGCGAAGCUUUGUGGUAUUCUAAUCGAGCGUUCGAAACUUAUCCGCUGCAUGUACCGCCUUCUCUACACCGUUGACCUAGACCUUCAAACCCGUCAUGCACUAGAGGACGGUAUGAAGCCAGCUAUUCUCUUAUGGAAAAUGCGACAGCUCGACCCAGCGUUAGUUGCAAGUGUCGAAACGAGACUCAAACGGUGGCUGGAUAAUCUACCUACUUCUGUGCGCUACUCAUCCCAGUGGACCUUGAUCGAGCACCCACGGGAGUCCACGGAAUUUACGCUUUGUGUUCAUCGUGCCGCACUAUACAUACUGUAUUUGACAUAUUCACUGGCACUAUACAACGGAAAAAUAGCCCGGGCCACGACAUACUCGGAAAGCCUGGCUCGUCGUGCCCGCCAGGUCGCUGCCGAAAUUGUGCAGACGUGGGCCGGCCUGGCAGAGACACAGGCGAUCCCGUUUCUACCGAGCUAUUGCUUUCUGUCUCUGAAACUCGCCCGCGAGGUGUAUACGCAGCACUCACUGGGGCCCGCCAGCUCGGGGGAUUGGUAUGCAAUGUGGGCUAUUACAUCGUGCGACACCUUUCUGGCUCAGGGGUUCCAUAGAACUGGGGCCGUUUAG
Messenger RNA from Aspergillus welwitschiae, 1407 nucleotides. Its product is annotated as fungal specific transcription factor domain-containing protein. Lineage: Eukaryota; Fungi; Ascomycota; Eurotiomycetes; Eurotiales; Aspergillaceae. Gene Ontology annotation, molecular function: DNA binding; zinc ion binding. The transcript has 2 exons. The record is from RefSeq and is a predicted model, not a curated record. The coding region runs from base 1 to 1407 and encodes 468 amino acids. Gene Ontology annotation, biological process: DNA-templated transcription.